Molecule: messenger RNA, 15235 nt
Organism: Amoebophrya sp. A120
Lineage: Eukaryota; Dinophyceae; Syndiniales; Amoebophryaceae
Source: the annotation of a GenBank genome assembly
AGGAAAAAAACUAGCGCGACGUCGCGAUGAAAAUGCCUUCCCAGCAUGAAGGUAAGUAUCGCACCUGCAGUACGAUGAUAUUAAGGGUGUAAAAGCAUGAAGAUGCUGUCGUGCGGGCUCUACUAUUAGAAACAAGUCCAAGUGCUUGAUUAUGAUUUUCUGAGGCCGCACUGCAUCCGCCAAAUUUAAAGAUGUGGUAUGAACUGCAAAAGUAACGUACUAGUAUAAAUUGCAAUACAAAUUGGCUCAGCAUUACAAAUUGAAUUUGUAAUGCGGAUUUGCCUUAGGAACUACAUUUGUGAUGCAUAAAUGCAAUUAGUACGCGUACGAUACUUUUGCGCAGGAUAUGUGGUGGACCGGGCGGAUUCCCGGCAUGUCCGAGGAGGACGACCGGAAGCUCUUUGAAGAAGAGAAAAAGGCUAUCAAACAGAAAAAGUUCGUCACGAUCACUCGUGCGCAUUUUUGCAAUGCAAAACUUUCUGUCAUGCGUAAAAAUGCAUCACAGCCAAACUUCGUAAGGGGUCUCCCUAGUGUCGCUAAAAAAAUUUGUAAUGCAAAGCGUGCGAGUAGUUAGUGACUGUGGCAAACUUUUUCUCUUCAUAAAUGCGGAGCAGUUGGGCCAGGACCUGAUGCAGGAGAUCAUGGAUUUGUUGGGAGAGAUAUCGAAUGCAAAGAACAUCAUUUCUGGGUGGAGGUCUGGGAAAUAAUUGCGACGAGAUUUAUCGUCAUGCUACUAGUCUGGCAUGGCAGGAGGAGACUCUCCUUCUGGGCUGCUCUGUAUUGCGUGGCCGCAGCGAGCUCCUCUUGCCUGUCAUGCAAAAAGGCAAUUUCAAAUGCGGAGUACGCAACUCAGAACCACGGAAAAACUUUUCAUGCUUGACUUGCAUAGUUUAUUACUGUGGGCUCAUUGAUAUUCCCGGACCCGCAUCACAAGUUAUUUCCCGACUCACACCCAGACUACAUAUUCGCAGUUGAUAAGAAAACGGACCACCGCCGAUACCCCCGAUCAGGUACUGUUGUUUCUUCACGUCUGUAGUUCAUGCAAGACGUUGUCAAGUAUGAAAUUUGUGAUGCUGAUUAAUAUUUCCGAUAGCAUAGACUUCUGCCUCGUUUGCGUCUGUGCUGCAUAAAGAAUCCUCGAUCCCGAUGCAUAAAGCCACACGACGAGAAAUUGAAACUCAAAUUGUCUAUACCUUCAUCAGCUUCGAGCGCGUUCCUGGCGAUAUGCAGGGCUUGGUAAAGCCGCGAGAAAUCCACGUGCUAUCCUGUGCAAAAGUAUCGAUCGUACUCGUAUAAAUGCAUUACAAAUUUUCUAUCUCAGCAUGAGAAAUAAAAUUUGUAAUGCGGAUUUACCUUGAGAAAAAAAAUUGUAAUGCAUGACUGCAAUUACUACGAGUGCGAUGCUUUUGCAGUGGAUACGUGCGCGGACCGAACAACGCGCCAGUCCCCUACCGCGGUCCGGGCAAAACACCCUACUACAGGAUAAGCAACACGGAGGCGACGAUCGUGAAGCAGAUAUGCAUUGCAAAUGUGUCUGGGUCUGGAAGGCUACAAGGUUUGUCAUGCUUGUCUGGCAUGACUGAAGAGCUUGUGAUGCGUGUCCAAGAAGAGGCGCUUUUUCUUGUCAUGCAAAACGCAGUUUGCCAUGCGGAAAGCGCAACACUAAGCCACGCAAAUAUUUCUCAUGCUUGGUUGUGCAUUACAGACGAGAGCUCACUACUCACAACUCAGCAUUCCAAGUUCUUUCCUGACCCAGACAUGUGCGCAUUCGAUAACAGACUUUGGAGUACAAUGGUUUCCGAGAAUUGACAACCAACGGGAUCGGGCUGGGCAUUAGCCCGCACGAUUGGGUGGUCCAGUGGUCGGGGCCGAACUACUAUGCACAGUAAAUUGAUAUUCGUCGUCCCGUAUAGUACACGUACAAAUUAUGCGGUGUCUGCAUGACAAAACUGGGCUCCCCUCCGAUGCUAGUUUAGCAUGACAAGUGUUCCUAAACUCCAAAUUGGGGAAGUUUGUGAUCCACAUCUUGUACAACAUGCACGGGACGAAUAAUUUUGUGUUGCAUAAUUGCCGUGACUACGUUUACCAAAACCUGCACGAAUAUCAGUACGUGAACCACUUUUCGGGCUUAUCCUGUGUAGAAUUUACGUGGUCCCCACCUCCACAGAGUUUCCAUGCAGAAGAUCAUUUGCAACGGCAGAAACAUUUGUGAUGCGCAUGUCGCCCAUAAUAGGCAUAAUUUCCAAUGUCGUCUUUUGGAAUAUGUAAUGCUGGAAACAGCAGACGGAUUAUUUGUAGUAAUGCGGCUGUCCUAGUCCUUUCCACUAAGCGUAAGCUGCACUGCAAUACGGACUGCAACUUGCGCUUGCCAUACGUGUUGACUCCCAAAAUAACUUGGAUGCUUGUGUUGCAAGAAAAUCGGCAUCGUGACAACUCCCGGGCGGGGACGACGUGUUUCCUCAGGAUAUGGCUCCACGGAAAUGACCCGGAAAGACCGGAUUUGGUGCCACUUUCAGGCGAUGCAGCGACUUAUGCACCGCAACUAUGUCUGGGUCUGGAAACUUGUAAUGCAAGUCAGUCAAUAAGGAAUGCGAAUGCACUGUAAUGCGUCGCCAAGCAUGACAAGUUUUUUCGUGCUUCUGUGCAGCGUAUUCCGCAUGAGAAACUGCGUCCUCUUGCUGGGCACAACCAACAUCUGUCCAAAACAGCCUAGGGCCAAGACGACACCGCGAGGACGACCACAGGGGGUUCGUCUCAAUGAUGAUGAUGAUGAUGAUGACAGGCGAGAGAGCCUGUUUGUGGCCAUGCAAUACAGAGUUAAGGGUCAUGCCGGACCAGCAUGACAAACCUCGGAAUCUUCCAGUAGACCCAGACAUUUUUGCAUUCGAUACGACUGUUCGGAAAGUUGCAGUUUGACUUCGUCCCCGAGACGUUUGUGAUUCCGGACCAAUUGGAAGCGUUUAUCCAGGUUUACGAGAAAACGGACUACCUCUGGAUUGUCAAGCCCCAUGCGAGUAUUGAUUUUUUUACUAUAACGUUAACUUUGCAUGACUGAUUUUCGCUCUCCUAGUGCAACUGCAUGACAGACUUUUGUUUUCGAUCUACAGUACUAGGAAAUCUAUUUCUUUUCGGAAGAAUAUAUAGCAUUCGAAACUUGAUGAACUUCUUCCUCUUCUACACUAAAGGUUCCCGCGGACGCGGCAUCUUCAUUCUCCAGGAGCUCUCCGAGAUCCCGCUCGACUGCCUGACGGUGAUAUUAUCCUGUGCAAAAGUAUCGUACUCGUAGUAUUCGCAAUCAUGCAUCACAAAUCUCCUUCCUAAGCUAAAUCCGCAUUACAAAUUCCAUUUUUCAUGCUGAGGGAAUUUGUCAUGCGAUUACUAUAUAUUAUAUUCAUGCGAAAAAAGAGGUAGACAGAGGGUAAACAAGAGGUGGCCGAGAGGUCAAAAAGAGGUCAAAAGAGGUAAAAAAGAGGUCGACAGAGGUGGAGAGGUGGCGCGGGGCCCCAUUCGAGAGGGUCGGCGCGAGUAUAGCCCGCCGAAGCGCUCACCCUAAAGCGCCGCCUAAGUGCCUGAGAGGGUGCAGGGAGGUCAAAAAGAGGGGGCGCGAGAGGUCGACAGAGGUGGAGAGAGGUGGCGCGAAUAAGGGGCGACCUCUCGCGGACCCUCUUGGCCACCUCUCGGCCACCUCUGUCGACCUCUCCCCGCGAGUAUAGCCGGAUUAUUAGCGGGGACCCCCAAAAGAGGUCAGAAAGAGGGUCUGCGGGAGGUCUGCGAGAGGGUGAAAGCACGCCCAAGCGGGCGCGAAUCCGCAUGGCACUCCUCAUAUUUGGCAUUGCAGGCCAUUCGCGAUCUUGUUUUGUUCGGCGCCUUUCCGCGCCACCCUCUCGCGCACCCUCUCGCGCCACCCUCUCGCGCCACCCUCUCGCGCACCCUCUCGCGCCACCCUCUCGCGCCACCCUCUCGCGCCACCCUCUUGCGCCACCCUCUCGCGCAACCCUCUCGCGCCACCCUCCCGCGCCACCCUCUCGCGCUACCCUCUCGCGCCGGGCGGCUUCUGUUCGCCCCCGGUGUUCUUUUCAGCUGCUCCCUGCGCAGAGCGCCCACAGGCGCGGGAAGCGCGCAAGUGGUCCUGCGGGUUGGCGCGGUGCAAACUCCAGUAUGUUUCGUUGUGCAGGACUCCAGUGCGUGUCGUUGUGCACAGACCCGUGGCGUUGUGGUCCGAUCGGCAAACUGUCUCGCCCCGGCCCAACAGCCUUGCGCUCCGGCGGCAGCCGGAGCAUGGCUGGUUUAUACUAGUGCGAUGCUUUUGCAUUUCAUAGAUAUGCCGCUACGUCGAAAAUCCCUACUUGAUCCAGGGUCUGAAGUAUCAAAUGCAAAUAUCGAUCUGGGUCUGGAAGGUCGCAACUUGUCAUGCUGUCUUUCGAUUCUAAAAAAAUCAUCAUUGCAUGACCAGCAAGAGGAGUCCAGAUUGUGCUACGCGGGGUACAGGUCGUUUGUCAUGCGGGAGAGGCAUCAGGAAGCCCUCAAAAUAAAAUCUGUGAUGCUAGCUCUUGCAUUCCAGGCCUCAUGGGUCAUGCGAAAUAUGCAUGACAAACCUGGGAAUCUUCCAGACCCAAACAUUUUUACAAUCCAUAUGCAGUUCGACCUGCGCCUCUACGUCCUGGUGACCGGGUUUGACCCCUUGCGAAUUUACCUGUUUAAGGAGGGCUUGACCCGUUUCGCCUCCUCGGUUUUUAGCACCACGGAAGAGGAUAUGACAGUGCACAACUACCCCUUCCCCUCAUUUAAUGUGUUGCAUGAACGGCAAUACAAGCGUCAGAAAGAGUGCCUAUUUUGCAUGACAAAUUUGCACAGGAGUGUAGUACUGUUUGGGCUUCUGGAGUUUGUCAUGCAAACAGUGCCAAGGGGCAGAGCCCGGAUUUGCUAUUUUGCAUGACAAAUAAGGGGGAGGGGGAGUAGUUGUGCACUGUCAUAGAGGACUUGGGAAACGUUUACAAGCAUUUAACCAACUACAGGUACUAGGAAUUUUACGUACAGACAAUGUAUAGCUUGUUCUACUUUAUUGCUGUAUGGCUACUUUAUUUUUUUGCAUCAAUCAAAUACAUCUACUCGUCAUGCGACUUGGAAGUAAUUCCGCAUGACAAAAUUCGUCUGAACAUGAUAAAAAAAUACAGUAUCAACAAGUACGCGUCAAACUUUGUCGAGAACGAGGACGCGGCGCAGGACAACGUGGGGCACAAAUGGAGUUUAUCGGCUUUGAACAAGCAUCUAUCAAAUGCAAAUAUGUCUGGGUCUGGAAGAGUGUAAACUUGUCAUGCAGGUUUUCCAUGACCCUUGAGGCCUGGAAUGCGGGACCUAGCAUGACAGAGUCUGUGAGGUCUCUAUCAUGCCUAUCCUGCAUGAGAAACUCCCUCCCAACUCGGUCGAAAGUGGACAGCCUUUGGCACUCAUGCAACACAGAUUUUUGCAUGAUUCCGAUUCGGAUUUAGCAUGACAAGUUUACACUCUUCAAGACCCAGACGCUUUUGCACUGCAUAACAUCUUGCUUGCUGCAAUGUGGACGUGAAACUCAUGUGGUCUCGGAUCAUCGACGUGCUCAUAAAGUGCAUCCUUUCCGUCGAAUAUCCAUUGCAAAUAAUGUCAUCAUCCAUGCGCCGUCUGGAUUUGUGAUGCAACUGCAAGCUUUACAUGGGGCUAUAGAUUUGAAUUUGUGUUGCCGUUGCAUGAAGAGGAUAAUUAAGUACUACUAGCAAGUUUUUUUUUUUUGCCAUGCGAAAUACAACUUAGUAGAACUAGAACUACUCAGCUGGCAAAAAUAUGCAUACCUGUCUGUAUGUAAAUAGAUUUCUGAUGUGGUACUGUCCCUACCUAGUCUGAACGUAGCCAUCAAAGCGGCCUCGCGCCAUGCGAGGCUCCUCAGCAUGAAGACAAGUAAGACCCUCCUUGUUUCCAGACCACCCGGCUUAUCGACAUUCUUUGCAGUUGAUAUUGAAAGACCGAUUGUGAACAAGAUGAAGUCGACGGUGAGCUGGCGGAGUAACUGCUUCGAGCUGUACGGCUUUGAUUUGUUGCUCGAUGAAGGGUUAUAUGCAUUGCGAAAGCAUCGUACUCGUAUAAAUGCAUUAUAAAUUAGCCCAGCAUUAAAAAUUGAAUUUGUAUUGUAUUGCAUAAAUGCAAUUGCUACGAGUGCGAUACUUUUGCAAAGGAUAGGCUAAAACCGCACCUACUGGAGGUGAAUUUGUCCCCGUCCAUGCAGGCCGACACGCUAUGCAUUGCAAAUAUCGAUCUGGGUCUGGAAGAUGAAUGCAAGUUUGUCAUGCUUGUCUGGGAUGACUCUUAAAUCUGUCAUGCACGUUUUUACCCAAGAAGAGCCCCAUUGUUCUGUCAUGCAGAAACGCACCAGUUUGUAAUGCAGAAUAGGAGAAGCUCAGAAACUUGCCAUGCUGAGCCCGCACUUGUGGCCUCCUCCUGAUACGCCACGCAGCAUCGCAAGUUUCCAGACCCAGACGCAUUUGCAGGUCAUACACGCCGUUGGAUUACAAAGUCAAAUCCGCGUUGGUGCAGGAAACGUUUAAUCUGGUAUACUGACUUGAAUUUCUCAUGCAGUUUAUCGCUUGAUGCUUUGGCUUUGUCAUGCUUGUGGGAACUACAAGUCGAGGUGGACCACUUUUAAACCAAUGAAUCAGCUCGGGCCCAAGCUCGCGGACCAGAAGCAGCUCGGUGAAACCCGAUGGAAAUCCCGGGCGAAGCAGCUGAAGCGGCAAGGCCAGCGGAUCCCCUACGGCCAACCUCUAUGCAUUGCAAAAGUGAUAUCGUACUAGUUCUAGUAGAAAUUGCAAUAGAAAUUGGCGCAGCAUGACAGAUGGAAUUUGUCGUGCUGAUUCAGUUAGCGAAGGAGAUUUGUCAUGCUGCAUGACCACUGCGAUAAUUACUAGGUGUGCGAUAUUACUUUUGCACAUGGGAUAACCCCUCGCCGCAAGCAACGCCGGUUCUUCGACUGCCUACGCGUCUGCACAGUAUCAAAUGCAAAAAUGUCUGGGUCUGGAAACUUGUGAUGCAAGGAAGGCAAUAGUGAGCUCACUAUAAUGCGCUACCAAGCAUGACAAGUCUUUUCCCCCUUCUGAGUUGCGUAUUCUGCAUGAGAAGCUGCGUUUUUGCAUGACAGGGAAGAGGAGCUCUUCGGGGCCAUGCAAUACAGAGUUCAGAGUCAUGCCAGACUAGCACGACAAACACAAAUAUCGCAAUCUCCCAGACCCAGACAUCUUUGCAUUUGAUACACAGGCACUGAAGCCAACAGUUUUGAACACGCCAGCAGCGAGAGCGCGGGAAGCUAUCCUGUGCAAAAGUAUCGUACUCGUAUUGCAGUCAUGCAUUACAAAUCUUUCUCUUAAGGUAAAUCCGCAAUACAAAUUUUAUUUCUCAUGUUGAGGAAAUUUGUAAAUGCAUUUUUAGGUUUACGAAUACGAUACUUUUGCAAUUCAUAGAAGCGGAGCGGCAGCAGAAAUUCCACAACUUACAGAAGAAGAACUUGCCCCUCGCCACGUUAGGGGAAAAACCGCUGCGGCUGCUGCUCUAUCAAAUGCAAAAGUGUCUGGGUGUGGAACAGUGGAACUUGUGAUGCAGAUCUUGCAUAAUUCCUGGAAACUCUGUGUUGCACGAGCAGCAAAAGAGGAGCUUGCUUUGUCAUGCAGAAACGCCAUUUGUGAUUCGUGGUAGGCAUCAGCAGGCGUCUCCAAAACUUGUCAUGCCUGGCUGCCAUUGCAAGCGCUUCAAUCAUGCUCAAUUCAGCAUCACACAUUUCCAGACCCAGAUAUAUUUGCAGUACAUAUGCUCGAAUGUGUCCAGGAAUUCAGUAUGGCGCACGACUUCAUCCGCGUUUUUCCGACGCAGGCCAGCGUCAAGCGGUACGGACACAUGAUAGGAAUCUAUGAACUGCAAAAGCAUCGUACUCGUAUUGCGAUCAUGCAUUACAAAUUUUUUUCUGAAAGCAAAUCUGCAUUACAAAUUUUAUUUGCCAUGCUGAGGAAAUUGCAUUUAUACGAAUACGAUACUUUUGCACAGGAUAGAAUCGGGUCGACCGCAAAGUCCAUGUCUGCGAGUCAACUCCUCUGUCUAGCCUUGUUUAACGAGCCCCGAUUGGCGCGAGCGCGAAAUGGGUCGCUGCGGUAUCAAACAAAAUCGUGCUAACGUUAACGGUUUUCACAGCUGGCAGUUAUGCAUUACAAAUUUUGCCUUCCAUGCAUGCUACGCAACACAAAUUUGGGCAACCUUUCUGAUGCGUUACGGCAUCACAAAUUCCGUUAACGUUAACGCUUUUUCUUGUGAUACGCGGAGGUCGUUAACCAGAGGAUCAAAUGCGCAAACGAAUAAAACGCCCUCUACUUCUCCCAACAAACAAACCCCCGCGGUGCAGAUCGACAACGAGGAGGACGGCAUUUCUGCGGAAACCGCAUCUGCGAUUAAUGCCCUGAACAAGCAGGGGGCCAGUGAGUUCGACGACGUAGCGAGCACGGCAUAUGGGAGUGUCAGGAUCGAAAUCGACAAAGUUGAAAUGACUUGCAUGCAAUGCAUAAAAUCGAUGCAACCAGUUGAAAGGCCAAUUUCCAAGCGGCGCAUGACGAAUUUCGGCACCGUCUAAAUCCAGUUUGUCAUGCUGGUUAGGGGCCCCAGAAGGCGUCCUUUGUCAUGCUACUUUAGCAGCUGCAUCGCAGGCCCCAAACAGGCUGACAGUCGGCCUCACUUGCCAUCCCUGCAAGAGAGGCAGUUCAUGCCUUGCAAUUUAUGCAUGAGAAAUUAUCUCAACGUUGACGAUUUCCAAUCCUGACGCCUCCAUACGGCAAGCGGAAUCUCCCAAACCACCGCGACGAGUAGCAACUUCACCGGUGUAAGUAGUGUGACCGGAAUAGGAACAAAUGCGAGUCAUUUAGCCGGGAAUCAUGCCAGUGGCGGGAUAUCGAAUUUUGUUUCCGGGAACAGCUCAUCGAGUAGUAGUUCGAGUUCGUCCUCAAACGUCGCUGCGGGUGGGGGGAAUAUCAAUCACAACCUGGGUGGAAGAGGAUCCUCGGCGAAAAACAGAGUCGAGUCGCCAGAUUUAGCCGCCUUAUCCCGCGCACGAAAUUCGAACCGGGACAAGUCGAGGAACGGCGAGAAAAAGGGAAAAUCAGGCAGAAGAAAAUCGAUAAAUCAGUACUAUCAGAAUACGAGCGGGUUAGGGGUUUACGCCGAUGGGGGAUUGGGAGAGGGAGCAGAGGACGCCGGGGAACAGGGGGGAAGGUAUAGAUAGUUUGAACCAGGAGGCUUUUGAAGCAAGAUGCAUGCAAGGAGAUUCACUACUUCUACUACCCAUAGACAACAUGAGCAUGAUCUUUACGGGCAGAGUAGCCUUACAGACACUGUAUAUCGUACUCUUACAAAAAGAAAAACAUGUAGGAACGCCGACACUUCGUCUCAACACACAAUGAAUCUAUCAGGUGGCCCCUCUUCCAGGACGAGCCGCCGCCAAUCCAGCGAAGCCGGACUCUAUCAAAUGCAAAACGGUCUGGGUCUGGAAGGAUGCGAACUUGUGAUGCAUACUUGGAUGACACAAAAAUCUUCUGUCAUGCUUAGACAGCAAAGGGAGCUCCUUUUCCUGUCGCCGAAAGUAGGUGUUUGCUGUGCGGGUUAAGCAUUGGGAAACCGUCUCAAAAGCUGUGAUGCUAGGCCUUGCAUGGCACACCUUGCUUCUGUGUCAAGCAGACACAGCAUCACAAACCUCAGCUGGAUUCUUCCAGACCCAUACACUUGUGCAAUGCAUAGAGUCAGACGCAGGAAAAUUUGAACGGGCGUUCGAAUCGGCAAAGUGUUUCUCCCACCAGGAACAGCGGCGGGGGCAACGGCGGGAAUAGUAGCAGCUCCACGAAUAUGGAUUGCAAAAAUGUCUGGGUCUGGAAGAUUGCAACUUGUGGUGCUGUUUUUGGAUUCCAAAUAAAAGAUCUGUAUUGCAUGACCAGCAACAGGACUCGGACUCCAGUUUGUGUUACGCGGAGAAGGCAUUUCUCAUGCGGAAUAGGCAUUAGGAAGCCCUCUAAAAAUCUGUGUUGCUAGAUCAUGCAGUAGAGGCAUCAAUCAUCAUACAAAAUAUGCAUGACAAGUCUGCACUUUUCCAGACCCAGAAAUUUUUGCAUUUGAUAACGAAGAAGCUCGCCAAGUCGAAAGCCCACACGGUGAAUCAGUACCCCGCAACAGGGAACAACAAUAAUUCCACGUCAAACGACCAGCUAACGAGGAGCAACAGUUUAAACAACUCAAACUCGUCCUCUCAAGAGCAGCAAUACCAGCACCAGCAGCCUCUGGUCAGCCCCGCGAAUCUGAUACAGAAGAAGGAGCAGAUGAAGAACUUCAUGCGGUAUGAGGAUCAUAAUGAGCAAGAGCAGGCCAUGCGGGAUUUGCAGCAGAGCCAGAACGGCGGGAACGGAACAGCAGGGGGAAAUAACAGCAGUAGUACUUCUUCUAACGGAGAGCAGAUUCUAAACACCCACAACUUCUAUUGGAGCACAUCGGUCGUUAUGAAUUGCAAAAGUUGUAUCGUACUCGUAUAAAUGCAUUACAAAUUUCCUCAGCAUGAGAAAUGAAAUCUGCAAUGCGGAUUUACCUAUACGAAAAAGAUUUGUGAUGCAUAAUUGCGAUUGCUGCGAGUGCGAUACUUUUGCACAGGAUAGUCGUGAGUACUGAGGGGUCGAAACGAGGGCUGGAUGCGUUGGAGAAGAGAAUAAAUGGGAUGAUAUCAUGUGUAAAAUCGUCCCCACGACCCCAUAGGCAAGCUAAUUGGGAACUCGCAACACAGAUCCAGAGAUUUUGGGAGCCGCGCAUGACAAUUUGCAGUCCGUAGUGUAGUGUAUGUUACCAGCAAGGAAAACUGCAUCACAAGAAAUCCAUCUGCUUAUCCUGUUUACAGCGUUACAAAUUCGAAAACGCGAAUGGAAACGCUUCUCAUGGAGAUGCGCAUUACCAAUCGUCCUCCAAUCGCAAAUCUGCAUGACAAAAACUAUGAACUGGGGACGUUUUUACACAGGAUAGAUGAACGGCAGUAGUUCCGUCGCGAACGCGAGCAACUUCGCGGCACAUAUCCUCUGCAAAAGUAUCGUACUCGUACUCAUCGCAUUUAUGCAUUACAAAUUUUUUUGCCAAGUUAAAUCCGCAUUACAAAUUCGAUUUACUAUCAUGCUGAGGAAAUUUGUCAUGCGAUUCAUACAAGUGCGAUACUUUUGCAGUUCAUAGCACAGAUGCUGCAGCAACAAUUGCCCCAGUUCACAGUGAAUCCAGAAAAACCCCCACCGCCAAUGCACCAGGAGGCGUAUCAUAACUCCUCGCCAAGAUCGUCGCAUCAUCAGCGGAGUGUGAACAGGGACGAUAGAGAGAGGGGCAGAAGUAAUGCCGUUAUCCACAGUAAAUUUCCCGUACACGACGUGCAAAUGCGGUCUCCGCAUGACAAAACUUUGCUAUGAUCCUAGUUUAGCAUGACAAGUUUUGCGCUCCAAAUUAGUGAAAUUUGUGUAUGCAUCUUGUACAUGUACGGGAAAUUUGUAUUGCAUAGCCGUGAAGCAGAGUUACCAAACAGGAGCCGGGGGCACUGCGUCGCCGAGCGGUCGGAGCCCACCGGGAAAGAGUAGACAGCCGGUGAUUGGCGCGGGCAGCGGGUAUAUAUAAAUGCAUUACAAAUUUCCUCAGCAUGAGAAAGAACAUUUGUGAUGCGGAUUUACCUUAAGAAAAUGAUUUGUAAUGCAUGACUGCAAUCAAUAAUUAUCAUGGGCGCAGCUGAUAAAAAAUUUCGUCCGGAUUUCGUCCGUUUUUUUGAUAUUUUUUUUGAAAAUUUUUUUUUUGCCCCUUUGGAGGCGCCCGGCUUUGUGCCCUCUCCAGCAUCUAUUAGCGCAGUGGGGCGUGCUCUGGGCCUGAAUCUUCCCGGCCCUCGCUCCCUAACCCACGGCCACACCGCGGGCGUCGCCAGCAUGUUUCGCGCGGCUCUUCACUCGAUCACAACCGCUGGAUCACAGGUCGCCGGACCUUAGGCGUCCAAGGGCUUGCCGCAGCCUGCUUUCGCAUCCUCUCGAAGAGGCCCAAAAGCCUGCCAUUGCCUAGGGCUUUUCAUGUGGCUGCCCAUGCAGUGGCCUCUCAUUGCUUUGAGAAGGCGGCGCCGCAUUUUUUGGGCAGGAAGCGACCAGCGAUCAGCCCCCGGCCUUUGUCUGUGGGUGGGCUGGUGGGUUCGCGCCUUCACAAAUCGGGGGAUUUUCUUCUAGCAAAGACGGACAACAAAGACGAAGGCCAAAAAUAGCUUUUUUUUUGGCUUCCGAAAUAUCUUUUUUUCGUCUCCCAAAAUAUCUCCGGACUUUCCCGAAAUAUCUCCGCGAGCGACAAGGAAAGCAAAAAAAACUAUCUCAAAAGUUAUUUUAGCGCCGAUGCUAUGGAGAUACUUUGGGAGAUAUUUCUGGAAAUAUUCCGAGAUACUUCCGCGGAGCUUUCCGAGACACUUUCUGGCCAAAAAAGCGUCGCCCAAAAUAUCUUUUUUCGGCUUCCAAAAAUAUCUUUUUUUGGCUUCCCAAAAUAUCUUUUUUCGGCUCUUCAAAAUAGCUUCUUCCUUCUAGACCUUUUGGUCUGCGGAUAAGGAGGGGGAAAAAGAGGGACAAUCAAGAUGCCCGAGGCGGCUACUUAAGGCUCCGUCAGGGUGCGCGCAGCAGGUGCGUGCCCAAUGUUGCGUUGCCCUCAGGGUACCAGCGGCGCCCACCUAGGCGGGACGCACGCUCGCAGUGCCGGCGCGGGCAACUUAAAAACCGCUAGGGAGAAUGGGGGCCGGGGCGUGACACCUAGAGCUCGCGCAACAAAGUGCAGGGAGGCAGCGCGCAGCGUGUCAUGCCGCCUGUGCCUUAGGACACCGCGCAAGCGCGCGGGCUCUAUGCGCUAGCACAAGCGAUGCGCCUCGCGCGCAAUACCGCCGCCGCGCCAAGCAAAGGCUCCGCGGCUUUGGCAGGGCGGGCGUGAGGCGCUUUGUUGGGUUCAAUUUUUUUUUUGAAAAAAAAAAUAUCAAAAAAACGGGAGAUAAUUUGGCUUCGGGUGCCAUCCAGACGGGCCCAUGAUAACAAUAACUAAACAGGGCCCUCACCACCUCCUACGCUCCCAACGGAACCCUACUCCACCCGAACAACUCCGGCGGACCAUAUCAAAUGCAAAAAUGUCUGCUUCUGGAAGAUUGCGAGGUUUGUCAUGCACAUUUUGCAUGACUCCUGACGUCUGUGAUGCAUGCCCUAGCAUCACAGAUUUUGUGAGGGCUUCCUGAUGUCUAUACCGCAUGACAAAUGCUCUUUCCGUGUAGCAAAAUUUGGACUCUCUUUGCUGCUUAUGCAAUACAGAUUUUUUUAGAAUCCAAAAUCAGCAUGACAAGUUGCAUUCUUCCAGACCCAGACACUUUUGCAUGUGAUAGGUCAAUGCUGCUGCCCACAGGUGGAGCGCAGAAUCAGCAGGAUCCAGCUAACGCCAGUCCGAACAAGUUGAGAAAUCAAUCGGUCGGGAAUUGGCAGUCGUACUACCGUAUGCAUUGCAAAAGUAUCGUACGUAGUAUGAAUUGCAUCACAAAUUCAAAUUCUGUCAAGAAGAAAAAUGCAACUUGUCAUGCUUGUUUACCUAAAAGGGGUAGUUUGUCAUGCACGAUAGCAAUGACCACGAGUGCGAUAUCACUUUUGCAAUGCAUAUACCGGAAUUACGGCCAGAACCUCGCGGACAACGAUCCGAACCGACCGGGCAGUCCGCAGAACCGCGUGCUGCAGCAAAUCAACCGAACGCGGUACGUAUGCAUUGCAAAAGCAUCGCACUCGUUGUAUCGCAAUCCUGCACUACAGAUCUUUUUCUUAACGUAAAUCAGCAUUGCAAAUUUUAUUUCUCAUGCUGAGGAAAUUUGUAAUGCAUUUAUAUAGCUACGAUAGCGAAGAUACUUUUGCAAUUCAUAGUACAACGGUCAAGGGGGUGCGCCUGGGGUAGAGAUGAUGCUCGAAGGUCCGGUCAUGAUGGAGAACGGCUCGCCACUGAAGAGCAGGAGCAUGAACGGUGCAAGUGGGGGGCAACUACAUGGCUCGUCGCAGGACUUGCAACAGGUGCGUAUGUUGAAAAGUUCAAACGUAAUAAGAAUCGUUUUUCAGUUCCUUCAUUCCUAUUGUCCACGCUCUGGAGGUGCAUUUGGAUUUGUCAUUCUUUCAAAAUCAAAACCAAGAAGUACGAAAAAACAAAAUAAACGCCAGACCGCCGCCAACCAAGCUGCUUCUAGUACAAGUUCCACGCUGCACAACGCGAAAGUGUCCGCCUUGGCCAGAAAAGCUUACCCAACCAUAUGACCUGCUCAAGCAUUACAAUCUCAAACGUUACAACAGAAUCUUCUUGGACUUGUCUUGCACAAUGAGCAUGGCAGACUCGCAGAGCGUUCCACUUUCUGCAAUACAAAUUUCGCCAGAUUGUAGUGAGGUUUGGGAUGACUCCGGAACUUGUCAUGCGCAAUCGUAUGAGAGUUGGCUAGAUCAUGCAUUUCUUGCAUCACAGAUUUGCUCUUCCAUAUUCUAUUGCACCGGUUAAGAAGAUUGUAACAUCUGAGCGGGGUAUAAAUCAACAACCUCGUGGAGCAGCAUUCGGAGCUGAUCGGCCCCCCGGUGGAUGUCAAUUUAUCGAAAGAAAAAACUGUUUCACUGUAAGCUAGAUAGUGAUGCACAGAAUUCUGGAAUCAACAGAAGGAUUUGUGUUUGUCUUGCUACACCUACCUGAUGCACCAUGACAGUGUCCUCUCGGUAGUUGUGUUUUCACCCGCUGCCCUCAGACAUGGCAAGUUUUUCUAUGUCUUCAUGCGUAACUACGAACUUGUGAUGCGAAUUUUGCAAAAUUAUCCUUACAUCAGUGGAGCAUUGUUUUCCCGCGAUACAGUUGGUCCCCCAAGCAAAGACCGAGAGCCUUGUCGAUGCCGCGGCCAAGGACAGCUGAGUUAUCGACAUGAUCGCAAAAGUAGAAGUGUCUCGCUUGUUGCCUUGCAGCACCACUGCAUCACAAAUCUCAUUAAUUUCAUCUCGAUUUGUCAUGCUGAGCAGAUUUUUUGAUGUCAUGCAAAAGGAGCAAGAACUACUAGCGUAUCAAUCGACAAAAAUACUUUUGCAGUGCAUAUCACCGGAAGAGCAACAAUGUGUCCAGCACGACGAGUAGCGUGAUUAUGGGAGUGGAUAUCGAGUUGUGA